UCAGGGAGUGGGCGAGAUACGUUUCUUAUCGCGCUGUCAGAACUGAAACCAAAAUAUAACGCGAAGGAAAAAAACAGAAAGUAAAAAUAUUCGAGAAGCAGCGCGAGAACCAAAGAACCGAUUCCGAGUCACUUUCUGGUAAAGAGGAACAAGCCGCCGAGUUACUAAAGGCUGAAGAAGAAGAAGAUGUGGGAAUUAAUGCAGGUGUCGUCCAUGUAGCAGCAUUAUUAGUCCAUAGGUGGGAUGGUGUGUGAGCGGUGUGUGUAGCGGCAGACGAAAGCAUGGCCCACUUCGAUACAGAGUACCAGCGUCUGGAGGCGUCCUACAGCGACUCUCCUCCUGGAGAGGAGAAUCUGUUGGUUCACGUACCAGAGGGCUCGAAAUCUCACUGGCAUCAUAUCGAAAACUUGGACCUCUUCUUUCAAAGAGUCUAUAAUCUUCAUCAGAAGAAUGGGUUCACAUGUAUGCUUCUGGGGGAAAUCUUUGAGCUCGUACAACUGGUCUUUGUGGUGACGUUCACUGUUUUUCUGGCCAACUGUGUGGACUACGACAUCCUGUUCGCCAACAAGUUCGUCAAUCAUACCGAAUCGUCCAAGGUGACUCUUCCCGACGCGUUUCUUCCUGUGGAUGUGUGUCAUGCUCGGAUCCGUGAUAACGUCUUGGUUAUUUUCAUCCUGGUGAUAUCUGGCGUGUUCUGGCUCCAUCGCCUGGUCAAAUUUAUAUACAACGUCUGCUGCUACUGGGAGAUCCGCUCGUUCUACAUCAAUGCUCUGAAAAUGUCCAUGGCGGACCUUCCUUAUUUCACCUGGCAAGAGGUGCAGGCGCGAAUCAUCGAGAUCCAAAAAGAGCAUCAGAUCUGCAUCCACAAACGGGAACUGACCGAGCUGGACAUCUACCACCGCAUCCUGCGCUUUAAGAACUACAUGGUGGCGAUGGUGAACAAGUCUCUGCUGCCCAUCCGUUUCCGUUUACCCCUGCUGGGAGAUUCUGUCUUCUACACGCGUGGCCUCAAGUACAACUUCGAGCUGAUCUUCUUCUGGGGUCCCGGCUCUCUCUUCGAAAACGAGUGGAGUCUGAAGUCCGAAUACAAGCGUGGAGGAAACCGGCUGGACUUGGCCGACCGCCUGAGCUCAAGGAUCUUGUGGAUCGGUAUCGCCAACCUGCUCCUGUGUCCCGUCAUUCUGAUCUGGCAGAUCCUGUACGCGUUCUUCAGCUACACAGAGGUCAUUAAACGCGAGCCUGGCAGCCUCGGCGCUCGCUGCUGGUCCCUGUAUGGCCGCUGCUACCUGCGCCACUUCAACGAGCUCGACCACGAGCUCAUGUCUCGCCUCAGCAAAGGCUACAAGGCGUCGUCCAAGUACAUGAACUGUUUCAUGUCUCCGCUGCUCACAGUGGUGGCCAAGAACGUCGCCUUCUUCGCCGGGUCCAUAUUAGCCGUACUCAUCGCUCUGACCAUAUACGACGAGGAUGUGCUGGCUGUAGAGCACGUCCUCAGCAGCAUCACACUCCUCGGGGUUUGCAUUACAAUCUGCAGGUCGUUUAUUCCUGAUAAGCACAUGGUGUUUUGUCCGGAGCAGCUGCUCAAAGUGAUCCUAGCACACAUCCACUACAUGCCAGACCACUGGCAAGGCAACGCCCACCGUUACGAGACCAGAGACGAGUUUGCACAACUUUUCCAGUAUAAAGCUGUGUUCAUCCUCGAGGAACUGCUCAGUCCCGUCAUCACGCCGUUCAUCCUCAUUUUAUGCCUCCGCCGCAAAUCUCUGGAGAUCAUCGAUUUCUUCCGGAAUUUUACCGUGGAGGUGGUGGGCGUGGGAGACACCUGCUCUUUCGCUCAGAUGGACGUCCGCCAUCAUGGACAUCCAGCUUGGAUGUCUGCGGGAAAGACGGAGGCCUCGAUCUACCAGCAGGCAGAGGACGGGAAGACCGAGCUGUCCCUCAUGCACUUCGCCAUCACUAAUCCUCAGUGGCAGCCUCCACGAGAGAGCACGCAUUUUAUCAGCCAGCUGAAGGAGAAAGUGCACCGCGAGGCCACUGGGGGGCAGCAGGGGAACGCCGCCGAGAACCUCACUUCUGCUCACUCACUGCAGUCCGAGUCUGAGCCUCGAAGCCUCAUCGCUAACCUCCUGGCCGGACCACCAUCCUUGGCCUCACUGCACCUGGGUCGAGACGGCUCCAUCAUCAAUCACUUGUCGAUGGGAGUGAGCGAGGGUGCGUCCGCCCUGCGCUCCCUCUCCCCCCUCAGCACCAGCCUGCACCUGAGGGCCAGCUAUCCAUCCACCAGGCCGCCCCGACUGGACCACCCUGCUGUGGCAGCAGGCAGAGCCAUGGCAGGAUCCGGGACCGAUGCUCGCACUGUCAGUUCCGGUAGCAGUGCUUGGGAAGGUCAGCUGACCAGCAUGGUCCUAUCAGAAUACGCCUCCACAGAGAUGAGUAUUCAUGCCCUCUACAUGCACGAGAUGCACAAACAGCAGUCCCGUGUCGAGAUCUCACGCCACACCUGGCACAGGCAGGAGAGCGAUGAGAGCAGCGAGAGCGUCCACGAUUACACGGAGCCCGGGCACAACGCCAUGCCCCGCUCCAACACUUUCCCCUGCAACACCACUGCCAACCAGCAGGGGGCCACAGUCCAGAGCAGCGUCAGUCAGUACGGGGGAACUACAGGCGCCCGGGUUCAGCGCACAGCCCGGAUGCCAAUGGGAGGCUGGGAGGAGGAGCCUGUAGUGGAGGAGGGCUCUGAAGAUGAGCUGCCACCACAUGUCCAUAAGGUGACAUAAUGAAGAAAUUCUCCGACCUUCAUCCUAACAGAUGGGAGGAAAAAGAAAACAUAUUUAUUCAUCCUCUGACAGCACUGAGGUGUUCGUCUCUAUAAAAUAUGAUGUGCAAAUGACUUCACCAUGAAAUCAGUGGAUUAAUAUCAUCAUCAUUAUCAUAAUCAUCAUCGUUAUUGUUCUUAGAUGAAUUACGACAUUCUGAAUCACUUGUGAUUAAUUACCAGGACCUGAGGUUUAGUGUAGAGUUUAUUUUUAUGUCUAUUGCAGUUAUGAAGAGAUUAUUUUAGGAAGGUGAAAAGGGGGAAAAGUAUGAAUUUUUGUUGUUAUUUAAAGGUCUUUAAAUUACACAAAUGGAGACACACAUUGAGGACUACGAUUAUUGCUUUUAAAACCUUAACUUUCCGUUCGAUGAUCCAGAGGAAAUCUUUACAGCCAGGUGGAGGUUUUAAAAAUGAUUCCUCAAAGCAUGACUCCAAAACAAAACAAAACCGUGGACACUGCGACCUGCAUGUUCUUUCUUCUCACUAAAGUUUGCACACAUGAGAAUGCACUUUAGCUUCUUGUCAAAUCCAAAGGAUGUCUUUUUAGCAUUUUUUUGUUGUUGUUUUCUCUCCAUACACGUGUUUUAUUUUGUGCCACAGUGUAUGUACAGUGUAUUAAGAACUCCAAGGAGGGUUUGUGGUUAGAGAGGGAACUGGUGCUCGAGUACAUCGUAAAAUAUCGUAGUGAUUUCCUUAGAAUGGACUCGCAGAAAAUCAUUGCCAUAGGAAAUGUUUGUUUUUUUUGUUUUUUUUUUGUCGGUCAUGUACAGAUAUGUGUAAAGGAAAGUUACCUUUGUGCUUACAUUAGAAAACUAUCUGGGAAAUGCAGCUGAUGCAUGAACAUGUCAAAUCAUUUUACCAGGUGUGAACUAACUUAUGAGCUAUUCACAUACAUCUCUGCAUCAUUUGUUUUCCCCUUUUUAUAGACCUGAGUUGUAAUAAUGUAAAUUUGUACAGCUGUAAAUUCAUUAUAAGACGGUGGUCAAUAAUUUGUGCAUUCAAAACCUUGUGCAGUGAAAUCUUUCUUCAGUCGGAUUUUCUUUUAUUUUAUUUGUGUAGCGAAUUUUAAUGAUCGAAAUCUGUAUGUAGAAUUACAGUGCCUUGUAUAUUUUUUACUAUUCACCCAUUUGAACCUUUUCCACAUUUACACAGCAACUCUGUAUUAGAUAAGCCAGGAGUGGCAUGGGUAAGUAAAAAGUCCCUGAGAGGACUGGAGGUAGAAAGUGGAUGCAGAAGAGUGAGUGAAGCGGAAGGAUGUUCAGUAAGGAUGGAUGGAUGGAUGGAUGGAUAACUUUAUAGUCAUUGCAAAGUACAGGUACAUAGCAACGAAAUGCCGUUUAGCAUCUACCAGAAGUGCAAAUAGUAGAAAGAUAAAUGCAGAUAAAUAUGUAAAUAUGUACAUCAAUAAAUAAGGUAUGUCAGUAUGUGCAAGUUGUAUUUAUGUAGUA
Molecule: messenger RNA, 4263 nt
Organism: Hemibagrus wyckioides
Lineage: Eukaryota; Metazoa; Chordata; Actinopteri; Siluriformes; Bagridae
Gene: atg9a
Product: ATG9 autophagy related 9 homolog A (S. cerevisiae)
Exons: 16
Coding region: 282-2777 (831 amino acids)
Biological process (GO): protein localization to phagophore assembly site; autophagy of mitochondrion
Cellular component (GO): autophagosome; phagophore assembly site
Source: RefSeq, a predicted model, not a curated record